Messenger RNA from Cornus florida, 2911 nucleotides. RefSeq lists its product as uncharacterized. The transcript has 16 exons. Gene Ontology annotation, biological process: autophagy. Gene Ontology annotation, cellular component: intracellular membrane-bounded organelle. The coding region runs from base 165 to 2339 and encodes 724 amino acids. NCBI's taxonomy places the organism in Eukaryota, Viridiplantae, Streptophyta, Magnoliopsida, Cornales, Cornaceae. Gene Ontology annotation, molecular function: protein binding. The record is from RefSeq and is a predicted model, not a curated record.
AUUAAAAUUUCAUUUUUCUCUCUACUUUCGUCUCACAGUUUGAGGGCGAGAACCCAAUUGAGAUUGUCUCUGUUCUGAUCCAAAAUUUUCCCGGAAAGUCUCUGUUUUUUUUCUCGGAGAAAUGCGGGAAGAUUACAGAACAUGAGGCUUUUCUCGGGAAAACAAUGAGGUCUUCGUUCUGGCCAGACGAAUCCAAUUCUCCAUCUACCUCAAGCUCACGUAUUCCUCGGGCUGUCCCAAGCCUCCCAAAUUCCAAGCACAGUGAUAGGAAUGUCUUUCAACUCUUAGCAAAGAGAGAGAUAUCUCCUAGGGCAAAGCAUUCGUCGAAAAAGCUAUGGAGAGAGAAUUCUAAGCGUCAUGCUGAUUCCUUUGGGUUACGAUGUGAAGCAGCAAGAGAUGCGAGACAUGGUCUUGUGUCGUGGGUGGAAGCAGAGUCAUUGAGGCAUUUAUCAGCCAAGUAUUGUCCACUGUUACCUCCUCCUAGGUCAACUAUUGCGGCAGCCUUCAGUCCCGAUGGGAGAACACUUGCUUCCACACAUGGGGACCAUACGGUAAAAAUAAUCGAUUGUCAAACUGGGCGAUGCUUAAAGGUGUUAAGUGGUCAUCGGAGGACACCUUGGGUGGUUAGAUUCCAUCCAUUAUAUCCUGAAAUUCUUGCUAGUGGAAGUUUGGAUCAUGAAGUUCGCUUAUGGGACGCGAACACAGCAGAGUGCAUAGGAUCGCGUGAUUUCUAUCGUCCUAUUGCUUCUAUUGCUUUCCAUGCCCAAGGGGAACUUCUGGCUGUAGCUUCAGGGCACAAGCUAUACAUAUGGCACUACAACAGGAGAGGGGAGACAUCUUCACCAGCCAUAGUACUGAAGACACGCCGUUCACUUCGAGCGGUGCAUUUUCACCCGCAUGGUGCCCCAUUUCUUCUAACUGCUGAGGUCAAUGAGCUGGAGGCAUCAGAUUCCACAAUGACACUAGCAACUUCUCCGGGUUAUUUGCACUAUCCUCCUCCUACUGUAUAUUUGGCAGAUGCUCAUUCUGCUCAGAGAGUGGAUCCUUCUGCUUCCGUGCGGCUUCUCACAUAUUCAACUCCGUCGGGGCAGUAUGAACUUCUGUUGUCUCCUGUUGAACCUAGUAGCUCCCCUGUACUGGAAGAACCAAGAACUAAUUCUUUAUUGAGGGAAAUGGAAAAUGCUGUUUCUCAACCUGCAAUUGAUGCUAUGGAUACUGAAGUGCAGACUGAAGAGAGAAGCAAUCGGUUCUUUCCAUUUGGUGACCCAACAUAUUGGGAACUACCAUUUUUGCAAGGGUGGCUGAUUGGUCAAAGCCAAGCUGGCCAACGCACAAUGCGUCCACUUAAUGGUGGUGCUUAUGAAAAUUCAUCUGCAUAUAGUGAAAUAGAAAAUCUCCCUCCGAUGGUUCCCUCAACAAUGCCUACUAGUGUAGGUCAAUCUACAAUUACUGCAAGAUCUGGUUCACGGCACCGUUCUUCACGCUCUCGUAUGAUGCCCAUAAUUGGAUCUGGUGAAGAUGCUGCUUUCAAUAAUGUGGCACGUGAUGAAAGUCGUCCCCAACCUUUUGUUAGCCGCAUCCAAACUGAGCUUGCCACAUCAUUGGCUGCAGCAGCAGCCGCAGAGUUACCUUGCACCGUGAAGCUUAGAAUAUGGUCACAUGAUGUUAAAGAUCCUUGUAACCCUCUUGAUGCAGACAGAUGUCGCUUAACUAUACCACAUGCCGUACUUUGUAGCGAAAUGGGCGCCCAUUUUUCGCCUUGUGGUAGAUUUUUAGCAGCCUGUGUUGCAUGUGUGCUGCCACAUCCAGAAGCUGAUCCUGGUUUACAGACCCAGGUGCACCAUGAUGUAGGGGCUGCAACAUCCCCCACACGGCACCCAAUUUCAGCCCACAAAGUCAUGUACGAACUUCGGAUAUAUUCCCUCGAGGAAGCGACAUUUGGUUUGGUGCUUGCAUCACGGGCAGUCAGAGCUGCUCAUUGUUUAACUUCAAUUCAGUUCUCUCCCACCUCGGAGCACUUGUUACUCGCCUACGGCCGUCGCCAUAGUUCACUCCUUAUGAGUGUUUUGAUUGAUGGAGAGACAACAAUACCCAUUUACACCAUUCUGGAGGUCUACAGAGUUUCUGAUAUGGAGCUCGUGAGAGUUCUUCCUAGUGCAGAAGAUGAGGUCAAUGUAGCAUGUUUUCAUCCUUCUGUUGGGGAUGGCCUAGUCUAUGGAACCAAGGAAGGGAAGCUGAGGAUCCUCCAAUAUGAUAGUUCUCAUGGCUUUAAUUACACACCAUCCUGUUCUCUUGAUGAAAACAUGCUUGAGGUCCCGACCUAUGCUUUAGAAUGCUAGUUACUAUUGGUCUUUGCCAACAUAUGAAAGGGAGAAGUCAAUGGCAUGCAGAUCAUGGAUAUGCCGCGGCUGACUGCUGUAAUACCUGAUUCUUAUAGUAACCCUACACCAUACUGACGUUGCCGUGUCUGAAUGCUCCUGUAGGUUCACACCUGGUACUAAAAUAGGAGUUUGUAAUUCUCAUUUUUUAGAUGUUUGUAUGUUGUCAACACCAUUAGGAAAUAUCCACAGCUAGAAUGCUCGGCUAACUUGCAAAGACAUGGGUCAGCUCCCAGCCAAGAGGGGUCAUGUUGUAUAAAAGUGUUAUCUUCAUUCGGGGUUCUGAAGGAUUUUCCAAAAGACGUAUGCGUGAAGACGAGCAAUGGUGACAACACCAUAGUGUGGGAAAAUGCUUUGAGUUUUAAAUUUAUCGAAAAUAAACUAGCAGUUGUUUCUAAAACAUCUUCUUAAUGUAGAAUUCAUUGCAAGGAAUGUUGGCUUGUACAUUAGAAAUUUAUAUGGUCAUUUGAUUCCAGCUUAAAAAGAAUAGCAAGUCUCUUUCAGAUCAAGAGUGAUAUGAUUUCUUUCCUGUA